UAUGUUCGACAUUCUUAUGGUAAAAAUCUUUAUUGUUAUUCUAUAUCUCGUUAUUCUUUAUAUUAUAUCUUUGAUAUUGUUAUUCAAUGUCGUGGCAUUCAUAUUCUAAGUAAUACCAUUGUUAUUGUAUAUGUCGUUAUUCUUAUUGUAUGUUCGAUAUUCUUAUGGUAAAAGUCAUCAUUGUUGUUCAGUAUCUGACGAUUCUAUUUACAAAACGUGUCAUUCUUAUUCUAUGUUAUGUGAUUGUAUUUGUCUAGCGUCGCUGUGCUAUUUAUAUCUCGUGUGCUAUUUAUAUCGCGGGAAAUCCCACAUACAAUAAGAAUAUCAAGCUUACAAAAACAAUAAUGAAUAUACAACAACAAUAACGUGUUUUACAAUAAGAAUAUCGAAUAUACAAUAAGAAUAACGACAUAUAGAAUAACAAUGGUAACACUUAGAAUAUGAAUAGAAACGACAUUGAAUAACAAUAACAAACAUACAAUAAUAAUAACAUACAUAUAUAAUUUAGCAACGUUUGACAUGACAUAGCCGAUUAGAUCUAGCAAAAAAAAAAAAAAAAAAAAAAAUAUAAAAAAGAAGAACAACAAAAAACGUCCACGGGCAUACAUUUAGAUGGGGUGACCCCUGCGCGUGACCCCUUACUAUAUACCAAUGCAAAUACGACUUUCGUUUUCAAGUGUAGCCUGUUUACUUUCUUUUUCUUUAAAUUCGGAAAAAGCUGAAGGUCGUCUGACAUCAUUUUCUGUACCUAUGCUUAGCGAGAUUCGAGGAUAUAGGCUAAGUUAUCAUAUGUCAGAUCUUGUUUUUUUUCCUACAAUAGAUUUUCUAGCAGAUUUCAGUGAUAAUGGCUGAAAAUACUAAUCAAACUGGCAAGGGAGAUAACCUUUCCUGCCUCAUUCAAGACACUGUCCUGACAUUACAGGAAAAUGUUAAAUGUGAAAAAGCGGUUAAAGUUCAAAAGGCAGUCACAGCUUGUAUAAAAUUCUUUCUCGCCGAACUAACUAAAGAGGAACCUUUGUUCAAACCUGCUGAGCUGAUUCAGGUAGGAAGUUUUGCGGAAGGAACGAAAAUACUAGAACCGGAUGAAUUCGAUUUUCUUGUUGUAAUAGAUGAAUUAUCCAAACCAGGGGCUGUCGCUGUAGAUAACAAUCCUGAAAAAGUCAAAGGUUAUACACAUCUUCCACAUUCCGGAUAUGUCACCUUGGCUGUAGCAGACGACAAUUUAAAAAACAAAUGGGAGAAGUAUUGUGAAAAUGGAUUAUUGCAAUGUUUUCAAAACUCGAUUGAUCGUUCACGAUUCGGAAGUAUCUUUAUCAAAGUUAUACGAAAACUCUACGUGAAACGUGUAUUCUUAAAGAAAGCAGAUGCAGUGGUGACUUGCACCUCUACUGAAAUAGAUUUUGUAAAUUUUGGCAUGGGUAUGCCAGCGGUUGACGAUAUAGGUUUAAAUUUGAGGAGAGUAGAAUUUAAAACACCAAAUGUGCUGAUAGACUUUAAACUAGAUGGUAUGAAAAUAAGUGUUGAUCUAUCACCUGCAAUUCGAUAUUAUAGGAUCACAGAUUGUUUCAAACCGGAGGACUGUGCUGGUGCCGCCUUAUCAGAUGCAAUUUUAAACCGCGAAUCCCUGUUGUUAGUUGCGAACAGAAAUUUUGACUUCCGUGUAACAGUUACGGAAGCGGAAGUUGGUUACAUUCAACAUAUAAUGAAACAUGAACAUAAAGGGAUCUAUAUAUUUCUGAAAUAUGUAAAUUACUUAUUCGAAACAAAAAGGAAUGCGUGGGAACCCUAUUCUUCAUACAUGCUGAAAAACAUUUGCCUUAUGCAUGACCUAAAUUGCCAACAUGAAACGAGAACAAUCACGUCCUGCUUCAAGGACAUCUUAGAAGAUAUGAAUGCUUGUUGUUCUAAAUUAGAAAUAACAAGUGCAGUAAACUCUAAAAUCGACUUGUGUGCAAGUUCACCUUUAUCGUCGGAUAAAAUGACUUUUGGAUAUAGACAACAUGUUGUUGAUGCUUUGACAAAAAUAUCUCAACAGGCAGUGGAUAUUCAUACUUUUGAAGACUUCAAAGAACUAUUAAACAGCACUGUUGAAAAAUACCUGAAACGAUUUCAAGACAGGAUGGAUGAACACUUUUAUUUACGAAAUGAUGCAUGAAGCAUAACACUCAUGUUGAGGACAUCAGCCAUAAGACAUUUUUCAAGAUGAAAUAGAAAGCGCUGUGAAAAUAUUGUAUAUUUGUUGUGUCAAUCCCCAAAUGCAAAAUACGCUUGUGUGCCAGAACAAGAAUACGUGAUCUAUAAUGUUGAACAUUGAACAAAUUAUCUUUCAAUGUAGGAUUCCAAUAAAGUUUUCCACUGAAUCAGAUGUUUUUAUGCGUAAUAGUAUUCAUUUGUUCAUCUGAAGUUUUCUAUAUUUGUCUUCCUGUAAUGUAUAAGUAAAGUUGUGUUUUACAUGUUUCCUGCAUUUUUAUCACGAAUAUAGACAUUUAACUGUUAUUGUUAUGCUAAUGUAGCCAAAUAUUAAUAAAACUACCAUUUCUACACCCAGCAAAAAGCUUUCUGUACAUCUGGGGUGUAUGUGUUAUAAAUUGAUAAUUGUAUUUCAUGCGGAUAUGUUUUAUAUAUCAUAAUACGCAAAAAUCAAACUUGACAAAAUGGCGAAAAGAGAACGAAAGUUCACUAAUUCAUUGGUAAUCCAAUAACAAAGCAGACAAAGGCCAUCUGUCCAACAUUCUGUCAGUAUUGUGUGUAUCCACCUUUGUGUGCAAAACAUUCGACUACAUCCCUUCAUUCAUUUGACUGGGAGCUCCGCGGCUGAGUGGUUAAAGUCACUGACUUCAAAUCACUUGCCCCUCACCGAUGUCGGUUCAAACAUUGCUCGGGGCGUUGAAUUCUUCAUGUGAGGAAGCCAUCCAGGUGGCUUACGGAAGGUCGGUUGCCCUACCCAGGUGCCCGCUUGUGAUGAAAUAAAGCACGGAUGGGCACCUACGGUCUUUCUCCACCAUCAAAGCUGGAAACUCGCCAUAUAACCUAUAAUUGUGUCGGUUCAUCGUUAAACCCAACACAACAAACAAACAUUGAAUUCACUAGACGGUGUAUUUUCUGAUAAGGAAUUAAUGCCCUCUCUUGCCAAAAAAUAGCUGGUAAGUCCACAAUCUUUUUGUUGGGCUUG
Molecule: messenger RNA, 3172 nt
Organism: Mercenaria mercenaria
Lineage: Eukaryota; Metazoa; Mollusca; Bivalvia; Venerida; Veneridae
Exons: 2
Coding region: 845-2155 (436 amino acids)
Source: RefSeq, a predicted model, not a curated record